Molecule: messenger RNA, 2839 nt
Organism: Tyto alba (common barn owl)
Lineage: Eukaryota; Metazoa; Chordata; Aves; Strigiformes; Tytonidae
Gene: ANKDD1B
Product: ankyrin repeat and death domain containing 1B
Exons: 15
Coding region: 60-1652 (530 amino acids)
Biological process (GO): signal transduction
Molecular function (GO): protein binding
Source: RefSeq, a predicted model, not a curated record
GCGCCCUGGCCUGCGGCCCCUUCCCUUGGGUGAGGAGGAAGAGGAGCCAGAGAGCAGCGAUGAAGGGGCUGAGCCGCCUGCUCCGUGCCGGGGAGGAUGCCACGCAGGGAGCCGCGGCAGCCGGCCAUGACAGCCUAUUGCCAGAUGAGAGAGAAUUUCAAUAUGCUGCUAAAAUGAACAAUUUGGAAAACAUGGAAAAGCUGUUUAAAAAGAAUGUUAACAUAAAUGCUGUAGAUACUCUGAAGCGCACUGCACUCCAUUUUGCUGUUGCAAGAAGUCAUAUAUCGGUGGUGGAUUUUCUUCUCCAUCACAAAGCUAGACUUGAUAUGGCAGAUCAGCAUGGCCUGACAGUGAUUCAUCUUGCAGCUUGGACUGGAAAUCUGGAUAUAAUGAGAAAAUUAGUUAAAGCAGGCGCUGAUCAAAAGGCUAAGAACGAGGAAGGAAUGAAUGUCCUGCACUUUGCAGCUCAGAACAACAGUGUUAAAAUAGUUGAUUAUUUUAUCCAAGAUCUUCAUCUGAAUGACUUGAACAAGCCUGAUGGGAAAGGUAAAAAGCCAUUUCUUCUGGCAUCUGAAAAAGGCCAUGUUGACAUGAUUAACAAUUUGAUUGCCCUGAAGCUGUUUACAUUUGAAAAAGAUAAGGAGGGAAACACAGCAUUGCAUCUUGCAGCCAAAAAUGGUCACAGCGAAGUUGUAGAAAUUCUGCUUGCACAGUGGGAGGAAGUAAAUGACCUCAAUCAGAAUGGAGAAACCCCAUUUUACUUGUCUGUUGAAGGAGGUCAUGAAAAAUGUGCUGAACUCUUACUGGAAGCAGGGAGUGACAUCAAUGUUUUAACUCAAGUAUGUACACAGUAUCCCUCCAGCACACAGAACAAUAGUAGUGCUUUGCAGAUUGCAAUUCAGAAUGGACAUCUACCCUUGGUUAGUUUUCUUAUUGAUAAGAAUAUUGACUUGGUUCCUAAACCUGAGCAGAAGAAUUCCCCUCUCCAUUUAGCAGUCAUCAAUAAUCAUCUACCAGCAGUUAAAAGUCUCUUGGAUGCCAAUCAUGAUAUAAACUCCUUAAAUCAUAGGCAAGAAACCCCUCUACAUCUGGCAGCUGAUCUUGGCAACGUGGAGAUGGUGGAAGUGCUGCUCAAGACAGGCUGCAAUCUCAAGACCAUGGAUAAGCAUGGAAAAACUGCACUAGCUGUGGCAUCAAGGAGUAAUCAUGCCCUCAUUGUAGAUAUGAUCAUUAAAGCGGAAAGGUAUUAUGCCACAAAACAGGAACAUCUAGCUCAUAGUGAGGAUGGGUUAGACUUCAGCUUGUCCUUCAAACAAGAUCACAGUACACAGACCAAGCAAAUCCGUUCCUCCCUUUGGAAUCUAGCAUACAACCAGUUAAAACCCCAGGAAUGGAAAAAACUGGCCUUAUUCCUGAAGUUCACAGAAGAACAAAUUAAAGCUAUUGAAGAACAAUGGACAGGGAAAAAAAGUUAUAAAGAACAUGGAAACAGAAUGUUGCUCAUCUGGUUACAUGGUAUAUUGCUGGCUCAUCAGAAUCCUAUCAAGCAUAUAUAUGAGGAUCUGGUGGAAGCAGGGUUUCAGCCUUUAGCUGAGAAGAUCAGAGCUGCAAGUAGCACUGACGUGGACUCCAGAAAAUGUGCAAUUUCAUGAGUUCAACAAUAAAACAUGGCAUGUGUGAUGGAAUUACAUGCCAGAUGAAAACUGACUUUCAAAUAAUAUCUUUUCUGGAGACAAAAACCUAUUUUGAAGUUGUAUGACUUUUUCCAAGCUAUAAGAAUUUGGACUCCCGAAGUAUUGGUCCGUUCUUUCUCAUGUGCACGCUACACACUGAUUUAAAGAAUUUAAGAGUGAAUGGCUGGCUGGCAAUUUAUGACUGUACUGCUAAGCAAGAACCAUCCCCCUACAAUUUCUACACCUGGCUUAACACUGAUACACUAAUUAUGUAUUGGAACUGCAAAUUAAGCUAUUUUGUUUGACAUGAAUUGUAAAUAAGAUGUUUUCUACAUGAAAGCAAUUAAAUUUAGUAAGUGAAAAUUAUGUGUAUAAAUCAAACCUCCCAGAAAUAGGUUGGCACUUGGCCUCAUUUGGGAUUCAGGUUUUUAUAAAGUCUUGCUAGGAUUAUAGUGUUCCUGUAUGGACAGAGCUUUUCUCAUUUAAUUAGUGCUAGGAUUAGGACAAGUCUUUCUUCUUCAGCAUUUGAUUUAUGUAGUGAGCAUACACAAAAACAUCACAUCUAAAGCCAUAUAUGCUUGGCUGCAGAAUUUUCUACCAUGGUAUAACCUUGUACACAUAUAAAAGAACAUUUGAUAUUUAAUAUUUAACACAUCUAGGAAUUAUUUGCCUAUUUCUUGUUCAUGUCUCAAAUUAAUAUUUGGUAGCAUCUUGCUGAACUUGUUUAAAGGUUUUCUCAUUACUGAAUAUAUUUCAUAUCUGACAAAUUAUGUAAAAUGUCUAUCUUUGUAGUCUCUAUAAUAAAAUAGCAAUAUUUUUAUUAUGUAAUGGAAGAAUUGAAUUGCCUUGUCUGUCUCUAUAUAGCUAUCAUUAUUUAUAUUGGAUCUUAUUGCUUGUACUAAAAAGAUGAUGAUACGGAUCUUAGACCGAAGCCUUAUGCUCAACUGCCAUCUUGUGUGCAACCUGUUUAGACAUGGCUGCAGAGCAUCACAGGGGUGUGAAGAACAGACUGGUAAAUCCUCAGGUUUUGUACUUAGGGAUCUAAGAUCACAAAUUCUUAGAUCCUGACAGGUAUGCAUCAAGUUCUACAACAGUAGUUCAAAAAAUGAGAAUGUUUAACAAUUUGAUGGACUUGUAUCUCAUCUGGCCCAAGUCACACCCUGAGG